GUGCACAAGUACACCGAGUUAGAUUUCUCAUAGAGCUGCCAGGCUGAAUAUCUUGUAGUCGAAGCUGUAAACGUUACAGAUUUCUCUGUUUAUCAUUUUAUGUAUUUGGGAGGUGGGGGUUGUUUUGUUCUCUCUUUCCCUCUGGAUAUAUUUAAUUCACGUGAAGCUAUGUUACCAAUACUGGAUUUUUGAUAUCCUUGUUCAGCAAGUGUUCAUGACGUGAUGUGGAUCAACUCAGACCUUACGGGACAAAAAAGAUGAGUCCAAACUGAAACAUUUUCCUCUCCUGGAUUUUGGAGAAGAUUGGAUCCAGAUCCAGUUUGGGACUGGAAUUUCACAACCCAGCAGAAUACUGAACAGGAGCAAGUCUAUUUACACCAGCAAGGAGAUAGAAAUGUAUCUUAGCGUUUGAGAUUCAUCAGUAUGGGCUAUUCAGGAGACAUCAAGGAACGUGGAAAUCAGAGAUAAUCUUAUGUUGAUAAUGGAUUGAUCAGAUAUUCAUGAACACCGGUAUCAAGAAAUCUCAUUCACAUAAAUGAAUUGGACAGGAAGAGGAAAUCAGGCCCCAGUGCUCAUUUUUGCCUGGAAGCCUUUGAUCUGACAUCCCCACCUGGAAGAGGAGUAGAUAAAGCAACAUGCAGCAAAAUUUGAUGUUACCGGUUCAGUUUACUUUGUUGCUUUUUCUGAACAUGGUGUAUUUGAAUGGACAGUCACCUCCUGGAAAACCUGAGGUACUUAGAUGUCGUUCACCGGAAAAAGAAACCCUUGCUUGCUGGUGGAAACCUGGUUCUGAUGGAGGACUCCCUACCAACUACACUCUGCUCUACAACAAGGAAGGAGAAGAACAAAUCAAUGAAUGUCUGGACUACAGAACAGCAGGUCCCAAUUCCUGUUACUUUGAUAAAAAGCACACCAGUCUGUGGACGACUUAUAACAUCACUGUCAGGGCAACUAAUGAGCUGGGAACUAACAUCUCUGAUCCUCAUUAUGUGGAUGUGGCCUCCAUAGUUCAGCCAACUGCUCCUGUGGACCUCUCUCUAGAAGUAAAACAAACAGCUGGCAUAUUGUACCUGUGGGCAAAAUGGUCUCCACCCCCAUUAAUCAAUGUCAGACCAAGGUGGCUAAUACUCUAUUAUGAGUUACGACUUAAACCGGAGGGAAAGGAAGAGUGGCAGACUAUUUUUGUUGGACAGCAAACCCAAUACAAGGUGCUCAAAUUGUAUCCUGGAUUGAAAUACGUUGUACAGGUCCGCUGCAUACCAGACCGUGGAGAAUGGAGUGAAUGGAGUUUAGAGAGUUACAUUCGGAUCCCCAAAGGGCAAUCAGCUCCUGGAAAGCCGGAAAUAAUGAGGUGUCGCUCUCCAGAAAAGGAAACUUUUACUUGCUGGUGGAAGCCUGGCUCAGAUGGAGGACUUCCAACCAACUACACUCUGAACUACUACAAGGAAGGAGAAGAACUAAUCAAUGAAUGUCCAGAUUACAAAACAGCUGGCCCCAAUUCCUGCUACUUUGAUAAAAAGCAUACCUCACUCUGGACAAUAUAUAAUAUCACUGUAAAGGCAACCAACAGGAUGGGAAGUAGCAUUUCUGAUCCUCAUUAUGUGGAUGUGACUUAUAUAGUGCAGCCAGACCCUCCUAUGAACGUGAUCCCAGCAGUAGGAAUACAAGAUGGAAAACCGUAUCUGCUUGUGAAAUGGUCUCCCCCUCCAUUGGCUGAUGUCAGAUCGGGUUGGCUUACUCUUAUAUAUGAGUUGCGACUAAAAACAGAAGGGGAAGAGUGGGAGACUUUUUUAGUUGGACAACAAACACAAUAUAAGAUAUUUAGUUUAAAUCCUGGAAAUAAGUACAUAGUACAGGUUCACUGCAAACCAGACCAUCACGGAGCCUGGAGUGAAUGGAGCCAAGAAAAGUAUAUUCAGCUUCCCAGUGACUUCAGAAUGAAGGAUCUGAUCGUAUGGAUCUUUGUGGGCCUAUUGUCAUCUGUCAUUUGUUUAAUCAUGAUUUGGAUGAUGGUUUUAAAAGGCUAUAGUAUGGUAUCCUGCAUCCUGCCUCCGGUUCCAGGGCCAAAGAUAAAAGGCUUUGAUACGCAUCUGCUAGAGACAGGGAAAUCUGAGGAACUACUGAGCGCUCUUGGCUGCCAGGGUUUCCCUCCAACGUCAAACUCUCAGGACCUGCUGAUAGAAUUCCUGGAGGUAGAUGACAGCGAGGAUCAGCAGCUCAUGCCAAGUCAUGACAAGGGUCAUUCCAGUAAAAAUAUGAAGUUGGUGCACAAGGAAAUGGACAGUGAUUCAGGACGAGGGAGCUGCGACAGCCCUUCCCUGCUGUCUGAGAGAUGCAGGGAAGCCAGAAUCCCUGCACCAGCAUUUCAGACACCAAAUACUGGUGAAAUUCAAGAAAAUUUUGCAAAAAAUAACAGGUGGGAAAUGCAGAGCACAAAGGUAGAAGGGAACGUACUCUGUUCUAACACUAGUAGUCCAAAAUCAUCGACGUGGCCUGGAGCUCAACUACUGAACAAUCAGGCUCUGAAAUUCUCCUGCCCCAACAAUGCAGAUGACAAUAAGAGGAACACUGGUUCCAUGAACAGGACUGUUGUGUCACUGUUAAGGGGAAAUGAAGAAAAGCAUCAAUCGCGAUAUUCUAACACCAUUGAAACUAUCAGUUCGGAAAAAGUGGAUAAACAGGAGGAAAUGCAGAAUUUGCAUUCCAAAGCUGGGCAAGAUGCCGUGCAGUUGCUAUCCAAUGAGAAGUCACCUUUUUUGCCUGGUAAACUACUGGAUUAUGUAGAGGUUCACAAAGUCAACCAGGAUGGGGCACUUUCAGUAUUACUGAAACACAAAGAAAACAGUGGCAAAACUGAAAAAUAUAAUAACCCUGGAAUAAGCAAAGAAUAUACAAAGGUCUCAAGAGUUGUAGACAGCAACCUUCUAGUACUGAUACCAGAUGCAAGAGUUCAGCCCACACCUGUGUUUCAAGAACCUCCACAAGAACCUGCUCAGAGCCUUCAACAGGAUCAAGCAGAAAAAAAUAUGAGCUAUUGUCUUACAGCACCAAUAGAGUGCAAAAACCAGACUGGUGGGCUAGACUACAUGGAUCCAUCUUCUUUUAUGUGUUCCUUUAACUAACUGAAAGUUUGAUUCUUUUUCUUCAGGUAACACUACAGUGUAAAUUAAAUGCAAUCAACAUAAAAUGCUCAAGUCUGUGCUUUACGAUUACCCUCCUAAAGCCCAGUUGUAGCUUCCCCUUUUUUAUACAUCCUGGUCAAUCAGUCAGGCUACUAGCUACUCACUGAUUGUAAAGUAAAUUUUAUUCCAUUUUCAAUUGUUAUUUUUACAUAUUGUUUUUUGUUAAUAGUUAAGUACAGCAAAGCAAGAGCACAGGGCACAGCUUUGUACCAAAUCUGUUCUAACAAGUGUACUAUAAAGAAAAUGACAGGAUUUUUAGGUUGAGCAGAAUUCAACCUUAGAUCAAGACUCCUGAGGUAGAAUGGAAAGAAGUGGAUGUAACGUGCCAUGAAAAACUAUAUUGUAAACAAAUGAUUUGCACAUCUACUGCUUGAUUUAAAGCCAGCUAAAUUUUGCAGUUCAACAAGAUACUAAAUAGUAGGAAUUGAUAUGCCAUAGUUGUCCUCGCAAUUCCUUCUUGCUAAUUAACUACUAUCAAGUAAUGUGAUGGUAUAUACCACAUACUUCUGGUUUUUUUAAGCUAUAUGAAUACUAGUUUCAGUUUGUCUUUGUAUUUUUUUAAAUUCUUAAAAUGAAAGCACUAGUUUUUCAAAUGUUGGAAAUUUCAUGUAUAAAAAAUAAUAUAUUUGAGGAAUUUAUUGCAAAAUAGUGAAUCAUUCUAAAGCUAUUGUUCUGCUUCAUUUUUGUAUGUCUAAUAAUUGUGCACCACAUCCACCUGUUAGUCAGAUAAAGCCAAACAAAGAUUUGCAUAUAUUGAAAGACAAAGCCCAGCAGGAUGCAAUCUGAUACACUGCCUUACUGUACAUAAUAGAAAAUUCUACUUUAGUACAAGCCCAUUUGUUUAACAAUAUAUUUUUGAAGACUAUUUUUCUAUAACAAAGUUAAAGUAAAACAUUUUCUAACCUCUCAGUCCUAUUUAUCUACCUAAUUUCACUGUUUCCUCCUGCUGAGGCAGAAGGAAGAAUUCAGUGAAGCCACCAUUUCUGUAUGAAAUACAAUUUCUAUAUGAAAUAUAAACUGAGACUAUAAAAAUAUGAAGGAUAUGACAUAAGUCCUAUUUCUAAUAUUAGUUGUUGGUAAACUAGGCUGAAUUCUAGGUUGUGUAGGCUCUGUCCUCUCCUCUGCUGGCCUGUUUACUGCUCCAGUAGAAUUUGCUGCAUGAUGCUGAUCAGAGAUAUGAAUGAGGUCUCCUGCAGCCCUCGCACAAGGGCCAAAGCUGGACUUUUCCCAGAACCAGAGGGGAAGUUUUAAAGGUACAUUUUCCAACACUGAACUGUCACUUUCUGAAGUUAGAGAGACAUGACCUGAGGAGUCGGAGAGGGACUACCCAGUCAAAAUGGAGAUUGAGGCAAGGAUUGGGGACUGGUCCAUAUACUUAGAGGCCAUGUCUACCCAAGAUGCUUGCUGACUACGCAGUAGCUCAUUAUUACUGCACAGCAGACACAGCCAAUGUGUGGCAGCUUCCCCCAUUACAACCAGGGGCUCCUGAUUUCACUGGUAACUGCAAGAGGUAGCGCCUAUAAGUACACCAAAACAGCUAGGCUUACUGGUGACCCUCACUUCAUGGAAGAAGUGAUUUUAUUUGCUAAAGGAAAAUGCAAUGAAACCAAGAUGUCACCUUUGCAAUUAGAUCACAUACAGGAGAGACCUACCCAACAUUCACAGCCAUCUUGGCCUGGUGGAGAAGGGAAGAGGGACAAGCUGAGCAUAGAGAACUGUGUUGUGCGAGUGGUAGGAAAUAUAUUUGGAGUACAUGAGCUCCCCUUCCUCACGGACCUAUCCUGAAUGGUGCCAUAUUCUUCAGUGGGUAACCUCUGGUUUUGUUCACUGAGCCAGGCUUUUUCCAGUAUGGUGUUGUAUGCAGCAUAGCCAACAGACAUGGCUUUCCAGGCCUGGGGAGUUGUGGAAAGCCACAUUUAAUCUGGGCAGUAGAGUCCUUGCAUAAUAACGGUGGGCCAGAGAGAAGCCUGCUUAUUGAUCACUCCUUUGUCUGUGUAACUUUCACAGUGGCAGGACUUUGGAGUGUGGUUAGUAUUUUUCUUUCUUUUUUCUUUUUUUCCAAAAACCACUAUUAUGAAAUAUAGUAUAUAAGGUAUGUGUGUGUUUAUGUUUAUGGUUGUAUGUAGAGUGAACACCCCUAAAAUCUUUGCUUCACUUUGGAUAACAAGCUAAUUUUAUUGCAGGGUUUACAGCAUUUUCUAGGUAAGGGAUGCUAUGAUUACCACAGUGAAAAUAUCAAGUUUGCAAAAGGAAAAUUGAAAUGUUUCUAAGGGGAGAGAGUGUGUAUGUAUAUGUGUGGUCUGAAAAUACAAAAUCUGUCUCUCAGUGUGCUUCUUUUGGACUUCGAUUUUCUAGCUGUGAAUCCGGUAAUUAGUUAGGAUCAAACAUGCUCUCUUUCUUCACAUGGAUAGCAAUUGUCUGAGCCAUUUUUUUCCCCUACUACUAAGUAAAUAGGGGCCAGACACUCAGCUGGGCUACAGGCCUUUUUUGUUUCAUCGGUUGUCAAAAAGUCUGAGGAACCAUCCCCUAUAGGAUUUCCCUUGUGUAGUGGAAAUCCCUGGGCAUAGGCAAUGCGUAGGGGGGUCACAUGCCCCCCUUAGAUUGACCGCCGCCAGGUUCUGUGGGCGGUCGCUGCUUGCACCUGCUCCCCCUCGCCACCAAUGCAGGUGGCAGUGUCUGCAGGCAGUCCCUGCUCCCCACUGACACCACUGGUGGUGGCUGUGGGCAGUCCCCACUUGCCGCCACCGACACUGUGGACAGCAGCUGUGUGCAGUCCCCGCUCACCUCUUGCCGCCAUGGUGCCCCCAAGUUGCGGGAGGCACCAGUUGUUCAUGUCCCUGGGUAAAGUACAGCUGAAGAGUUAGAGCGUGUAGCCAGAGGAAAGAUAGUGUCCAGAGCAGCAGUGUACGCCAGUUGUUCAUGACACUCUCAAUGGUUACUUAAGACCAUAGGAAGCCAGGCACAACUUGGAGCAGUUGUUAGGCUGCUUUAAAUAGCAUUAGAGAUUUGAGAUAGUCCAGAAUCUGAGAAUCAAGAUGUAAACCACCUUUGGCUGCUCAUACGUCUUCUUGUAAAGAGGUGGUUAGUUGCAAGUCAGGCAGAAGGCAGGGCAGGGUGGCACCUUAGAGACUAAUUCAGGGGUGGGCAAUUAUUUUGGGCAGAAGGCCGCUUAGUGAGUUUUGGCAAGCAGUCGUAGGCUGCAUGAUAGGCAGCCCAGGGCAGAUAAAUAUUAAUUUUCUAAAAUUUUUAAGGACCCCACAGGCCAGAUAAAAUGGCCUGGUGGGCCGCAUCUGGCCCCCAGGCCACAUUUUGCCCACCUCUGGACUAAUUGAUUCAGCAAGGCAUGAACUUUUUUGGGCAACAACCUAUUUCAUUCAAUAUGAUAGAUCUAAUGACCAGUUCUCACAAUUGUUGCCUUGAAAGCUCAUGCCUCUCUGAAUUAGUGUCUGUAGACGUGCUGCGAGGCUGCUCCGAUGCACUGUAAUUUCAGCACAUCAGAGCGAGCGUGGUAAUUACUGUGUUCCAGCCGGCCUCUGCACCUUGUACAUCAGUGUCCCCGCACUUCAAAAUGGCAGUGGGAACACUUAAACUAAAGCUCAUUGAACCAGCUUUAGUUCAAACACCCUCACCACCAUUUUGAAACACAAGGACAUUGAUAUACAAGAUGCUGCGGGCACUUUAAUUAGAAUACCUCUCAGAGCUGCUCUAAUUAAAGCGCCCCCACCCCCACCCCAGAGCACAUUUAAAAAUGCCAUAAGGUGCUACCCUGCCCUGCCUUCUGCUGUCUCAUCCUGUACUGAACUUGGCCAGAUGAGAGUACGUGGCCUGUUAUGAUUUGCUGGGAGUAGGUUUACUUGAGUUCAGCAUUCGCUGCUAACUUAAAGCUCGUGAGGUGUUGGACGAUAAAUGACUGAAUUCACAGGGUAUCAGUGACUUACUCUCACAUGCAAGCUCCAAAUGGUAUUUUUUGCCUGUGAAGACAGGUUUCAGGUCUAUAAGAGAGGCCCUUUCAAUACUAAUGGUUCAAAUACAAAGGGAACCACAGCAGCUAUUUCUUGCCAUAAGCUGUGACAGAAGCUGUGGAAACUCUAUAGCCUAAAGCAAGUCUAGAAGCAUGUUCCCCAGUGAGCUUUCAGGAUCUUGAGGCUGGAUUACUAUGACUUUAUGUAAGGAUGGAAGGAUUCAGCCAAAAUGAAUAAGCUGCAGCUCUCCUGAUUGCUCUGAACCAUGUCAACUUUUUGGUGGGGGAUUGCUAGAGAUUUAUUACAUUUAAAUGUUUUUCCGAGCAAACAUCAUUAUUUAAAUUAUGUGUAUGUAUGCACAUGCAUGCACACACACACACUUCAAAAUUAUUUUGCUUUUAAAUAACAAUUGUCUCCUUUGGGGUGCCUGUUUCUUCCAAAAAUCAAUGGAAGUUUUGCGCAAUAAAGUCCUGUGAAUUUGGCCCUUUUUGUUUUAGAAGACAUUGGUACACAUUAAGUGAAGAAUAAAUAGUUGCUCUUUAAAAUUAGUUUGAAUAUAUGGAUCUUCAAACAUUCAAAUAUUUCAUUUUCCCUGCUUUAAAUAGGAUUUUCAUUUACAGCUGUUUAAGGGAUAUUUUUUCUUAGGGAAUAAAAUGCGAUUUUAUUACAGAUAUGUCAGGUUUCAGCAAAGUACAGUAGCCUGAUAGAACAGGGUUUUGACAUCUCAGCUGAAACACAGACAGACAGAUGCAUUACCUACCAGAAUUCAUCCCAACAAACAGAAAAUUGCCCCCUUGCAUUUACAUUUGUCACUUGGAAAAAUAGUUCAACUAGGUUCCAUGUUUCUUUUUAUUAUAGGUUUACAAAUAUGCCAAAUAAAUAUGUAUCACUUUGUAAUAAAAGGCCUAAAAUUGUAAAAAUAAAAGCUUCUCUGAAAAAUACUAAUUUAUUAUGAAAUGCACAAAAAUGAUUUGUACAUGUUGUUUAAAUUAACUACCUCCACUUUGGGUUCAUGCUUGCUUUAUAAAUGAAAGAUUCUACUUUUCUUCAGUAUUGAACAAGAUGAUGCCUCAAGCUUUUAAAUUUUCUAAUUAGCCUGAGUUUUUUAGUAAAGAGAUAUUUGAUGUACAAUACCACUACUUUCUGUGUACUUCUCCUGGCUUCUAACCAGUUGUCUAUGUGCUUUACUGAAUUUGGGACAUGUGCUCCUAAACUGCAUGUUACAUGAAACUCAUGAUCUAAAGAACUGUUUUUAUGAUGUUACAUGACUGCAAACAGUUAUUUAAAUAAAAAUGUAAGAAUCUAUCCAUA
Messenger RNA from Alligator mississippiensis (American alligator), 8455 nucleotides. It is a transcript of the gene PRLR, whose product is annotated as prolactin receptor. Gene Ontology annotation, biological process: cytokine-mediated signaling pathway. The transcript is spliced from 17 exons. The coding region runs from base 636 to 3122 and encodes 828 amino acids. Gene Ontology annotation, molecular function: cytokine receptor activity; cytokine binding. Lineage: Eukaryota; Metazoa; Chordata; Crocodylia; Alligatoridae. The record is from RefSeq and is a predicted model, not a curated record. Gene Ontology annotation, cellular component: signaling receptor complex; external side of plasma membrane.